Alternaria burnsii is the source of this 3873-nucleotide messenger RNA. RefSeq lists its product as uncharacterized. NCBI's taxonomy places the organism in Eukaryota, Fungi, Ascomycota, Dothideomycetes, Pleosporales, Pleosporaceae. The transcript is spliced from 2 exons. The coding region runs from base 1 to 3873 and encodes 1290 amino acids. The record is from RefSeq and is a predicted model, not a curated record. Gene Ontology annotation, molecular function: ATP binding; ATP-dependent chromatin remodeler activity.
AUGGUUGGACUAUCAUCAAUUGAGUUGGCCAAUCCAUGGGCAGUGGCCAGACAUGACCAUCGAGCGACACACAAGAAAAUGGAUAACGCGGCUGAUAAAGAGAUGAACGACCGUGAAGAAGCUAGGUCUGUGUCUUCAGCGUCUGCCUCUGCAGCGACCGGAGAGUCUACGCCAGUUACUCCAGCGCUCUCACCAACCGACAAUAAUAUCAAAAGUGCGGAGACCAAGGCACAAGACAUGGAUCAGUACAUCGCUCUUGGCUGCCUUCACAUCGAGCACCCUAUCGAUAUCAUAUCAGCUUCACCAUCGAGUGGCGAUUGGAUUGAACUACUGUACCGCGAACUUCCGGACGAAGUCAAAACAGUUAUUGGCACAGAAGCAUCGAGACUGUUGGAAGCCCGCUGGAUUCGCUUGUUUUUCCAUAAUAAAACGCUCAACAGCGCUUCUCUUCGAAGUCUCCUCCGCGUCUACUUGUUACCAGAAGACUGGGGUCGUCGAUUUAUCGACCGGAAUAGCAAGAGUUUGAAGACGGCUUUGCGACAACUCCUACAAAAGAUCGAUAUCUCAUCGACUUCCUGGAACGGUGACUACAGGCAGGGUGAGAUAUGUUACUUUGAUCCUUGGGCCAGCGCAGAACCGUCCUCGUUGUAUUACCUGUUCAACAAGCUACCAUCCCCUGCGCCAAAUUUAGCGGCAAUCAAGUGUCGUUAUACACGUGCUGCUGUACAAGACGUACUAGAAUCUGCAGCGGUAUCUGAGUGGUCGGAUCUUGGCGAACAGGCGCUGCCGGGGCUCAAAACCAGGCUUUACGCUUAUCAGACACGUUCGGCGAGCUUGAUGCUGCAACGAGAAGCCUCGCCACAGUUGCAGCUUGAUCCACGGUUGGAGAUUCGCACCGCACCAAACGGAAAGAGGUUUUACUUCGGGGCUCGAGAUGGAUCAUUUUUGCAGGAGCCGCGCUACUACGAAACGAACCGUUGCGGUAUUCUAGCAGAAACUAUGGGCUUAGGAAAGACAGUCAUCUGCCUAGCUGUUAUAUUGGCAAGUAAAAACCAUCUUCCUAGAAUGCCCGCUGCAUACCGGCCAGUACCUCCUUCCCGAAAUCGACCUGGAUCAUUGGCAGAUAUGGCGAUCUCCGCCGCGGGCCGGCAUUCUAUCCCAGCCAAAGCUUUUUUCGAGCAAUCUGAGGCAAACGGUGCGGGGGAUAUGACGAGGUUCAUGGAAGCUCUUGACCGAGACAUCCCAUUCUAUGAGAUACCACCAGAUCUCCCACGUAUGAAUAGGAACACCCGCAUACCACUACCGCGCCAAUUGGUGCUCUCUUCCGCUACCAUCAUUAUUGUGCCUCGGAACUUGCUGCAUCAGUGGCAGUCGGAGAUACAGAAGCAUGUUCUUCAAGGUGGACUGAAGAUCCUCGUGGUGGAUUCUGUGCCCAAGCGCUCAAGUAAGGCCAAGAUAUCUCAACAACCUAACGAGACUAUGGAGUUCCGGAGCGAAUUGCCAGCUCCUACCGAACUCAUGAAGUUCGAUGUGGUUUUGUUUACUCGCAACCGCUUCGAACAGGAGAUACAGGACGGCCAAGACGAACUUGGACGACGUAUGGUCUCGGGUGUCUCUCGUGUUUGCAACUGCCCUUACAUAGGAGCAACCAGGAUACCCGAUUGUAGCUGUGUUGACACUGAUAGAGUCUACGAAUCCCCAUUGAAGAAGAUACAUUGGCUACGUAUCAUCAUCGACGAAGGCCAUUCAUUCUCGAGCUCUGUUUCGAAUGCUGUACUGGUUGCUAAACAGAUACAGGCCGAGAGACGCUGGGUUGUGUCAGGGACACCUGCGAAGGAUCUAGUGGGUGUGGAGGUGGAUAUGUCCACAGUUGACGUGGAAAGCGACCAUGCUUUGCAGCGCGAGCUCGCUAUCGACCAGAGGAAAUCGUUCGAGUUCAACGCAGAUACCAAAGCUGCAAAGGCUCUAGGCAUGCUCGCUUCAAACUUUCUCAUGGUCAGACCUUGGUGCGACAACUCUGAAGCUAGACUCGAUUGGGACGAAUACAUCUACCGUCACGAGCACCACUACAGAAAGACCUACUCCGGAUUUUCAUCGUGUUUUAGCCGAACGCUGGAAGGCUUGGUCGUGAAAACACGACCGGAAGAUGUUGAGAAAGAUAUCAUUUUACCCCCGAUGAGACACCGGGUUGUCUAUCUCAAGCCAUGUUGGUUUGAUAAAAUGAUAGCCAACCUCUUCGUUCAAGUCCUCCGAGCGAACGCCAUUACAAGUGAAAGGACAGAUGUCGACUACCUCUUUCACAAAAACAGCGUCAAAGCCCGUCAUAGCCUCAUCAGGAAUUUACGUCAGUCUAACUUUACAUGGACUGGAUUCAGUCUUUCUGAUGUAGUCUCCACGCUUGAGACUACUCACAAGUACCUUGCGAAAGAGGACAAAAGUUGCUCCCUUAAUGACGCAAAAUCCCUCUUGGAGAGCAGCCAAGUCGUAUCAAAACUUACAGCUUCCGCCGAAUGGAUGGCAUUGAGCACAUCUCAUGAGGUAGGCGUAGCUGUCGAGAGUUGGCCAAAGGAGGCUCAAGAGGCUUUCGCACUUGUUUACCCGGCGAAGCCUAUCAUGAUCGGAGCCACACAACUCAUUGAAGGUCAACUUUAUGUCGAUAGCAGCAUACGCUCGCUGGAUCCCGCUGCCGGACUGGAGGCUGUUGGGUAUGCUGCGAAAGCAAAGGCUAUCGCGAUGGCUGAGGAAGAGAGCAAGGCCAAAGAGUCGAGCGAGGGUAUGGUCGAUGGCGCGCCCUUGCAAAGGACUGGAGUUCCAACUUCGUUGGUGCAGCCACUGACUAGUCGACGGGCAUCGAUUAUUACAAGCAAAGCUUCUCCUCCAAAAACAACAGGAGCCAAGCCCGCAAAUGGCAUCAAAGAUCACAUAGACAGUGCAUCACCUAUUCGCUCGAAGAAACGAAAGCUCACCUUUGACGACGAGACAGCGGAACUUGCCAAAGACUCGAGUCUGCGGAACACACGUAUCGUGGGUACGACGUCAGCCAAGCUUACCUAUCUCUUAGAUAAGGUGAUGAAACAUCAGGCGGAAGAUAAAAUUAUCAUCUUCUAUGACGGGGAUAACGCGGCGUUCUAUAUUGCCCAAUGCCUCGAGUCGAUGUAUGUCAACCACCGCAUCUACGCCAGAACACUGAACAACACUCUACGAUCUGAGUACGUACGCUUAUUCAACGAGGAUCCUGACGUUCGUGUCUUGCUCAUCGACGUCGCGUGUGGUGCUCUGGGGUUGAAUCUGAAUGCGGCGAGCGUUGUGCUCAUCGUGAACCCAAUCAAUAGGCCUAACAUCGAGGCCCAAGCCAUCAAACGAGCCCAUCGCAUUGGACAGACGAAAGAAGUGCUCGUUGAAACUCUUGUUCUUGAAAACACGAUUGAGCAUGCAAUCUUCGAUCGCGCGAAGAAGAUGUCUCGUGCUGAUCAUCAAGAAGCCAAAGAGCUUGAGGACGAUGCUGGCAUCGUUGAGAUUAUUCAGAACGCCCAGAUACUGUCUGUAGGGGACGACGAGGGCGAAGGCGUCUCAAGCUUCGCACUAUUGCAGACACCGCAGCAAGUUUUUGGGCGCCCGAACCGGCACAGGUACCAUCGGUAUGGAGUUGCAGAGAAGAAGACCGAAAAUGCACCGCAGAAGAAGGCAAAGACUUCCAAGGGUGCAAGAAAAGGCAAGUUGAAUAACGUGCAUGAUGCGCACAUUGCGACGACAUCCUCUGGGACCGACUCGGAUCGUGGCUUGCCACUGCGAGGGCAAACUCACGAUGGUAGUAUGUCAGCGGCUGGUGCAACCUCAUUCGCGCCAUCGGCUAGUAUCUUCGGCAAUGGUUAA